UAAUAUUUAAAAUGGCAUAGAAAACUAAUAAUAAAUUAUUCAUAGAAAUAUUAUCUAAGAUUCCUUUAAAACAUGAUUUUCAAAAUGUUUUUUGUACUUUUUUUGCACACUGAUGCUUCUACCUUAAACGACUUUAAAAACAUAUUGUUAAAUUUAAAGAAAUAAUGGAUACUGAGCACGAUUUUAUCACCCGAACCUUCAGGGAAAAUAAAUGUUCAUCGUUGAGAAAUAAAUCCGAUUUUAGUAUCCUUGAUGAUGUAGAAUUGACUGGUAAGGGCAAACAUGGUGAUCAGUCUACUGUACCUACUACAAUCAUCAAUAAUGAUACUUACGAACGCUUUCAAUAUAAAAUUGGAUGCCAAACUCAUGAAAAUAUAUAUGAAGUUAGACACGUACAAGUAGACAAACCUCAAUUCUUAAAAGAACAUGCUUUGGUUAAACAAUGUCUUGAAGAUAUUCAAAUAAAGAAGUCCCUGAAAAUAGCCAUCCCGACAAGUGAACCAGAAACUCUAAAAAAUGGAUAUCAAAAAGAUAAGCCUUCACGCAUGAACUGGAAUGAAUACCAUCGUCUGGAUGUAAUUCACGAUUUCUUGGACGAUCUUGAUUUUGAUUAUCCUUCAAUAUGUACUGUCGGAAUCAUUGGAACAUCCCUGGAAGGCAGACAGUUGAAGGUUCUAAAGAUAUCAAAUAGUGACGCAAGUAACAACGCAGUGUGGAUGGACGCUGGCAUACACGCACGCGAGUGGAUCGCGCCAGCCGUAGCAACCUACAUCGCGAACCAUAUCGCUCGCAACUUCUCAAUCUUGCCACCUAGUCUCGCUAAUAAGGAUUGGUAUUUUCACCCAGUUGUCAACCCCGACGGCUACGAACAUUCGCAUACAGGUGACCGUAUGUGGAGGAAAAAUAGAGCAAAGCACAAGGGUGUAUGUGUGGGUGUCGACCUAAAUAGGAAUUUCAGUUACGGUUGGGGAGGCAAAGAGUCGUCAAGCAACCCCGGAAAUGCAUUCUACAGAGGUCCUGAACCAUUUUCAGAACCUGAAUCAAGAGCUAUAAGGGACUUCAUUCUGAACUCCGGUAUUCCAUUCAAAGUUUACAUCACCCUACAUAGUUACGGGCAAGUCAUCCUUUUUCCUUUCGCCUAUAGAGACGAACCCUGCCCUGACUACGUGCGAUUACUAGAAGGCGCUACUGUCAUGUCUAAGGCUAUUUUUGAAACCAAUGGCAAUACCUAUAAAGUGGGCAUCUCAAGAGAUGUAAUGUAUGGUGCAGCUGGUACUAGCAAUGAUUGGAGCUAUGGCGAAGCCGGGAUUCCUUACUGCUAUCUCAUAGAGCUUAGAAGUAAAAGGCACAAGUUUAUGUUACCGAAGGAUGAAAUAGAAGAAACCGGUAACGAAAUAUUGAACAGUGUCAAAGCUUUGAUGGAGUUUAUUGAUUCCAAGGAAACAAAGAUGACACGAGACAAAGUGAUAAAGGAUAAUUUAAUUAACGAAUAUUUAAUGAACAAAGUAGCACUAACGCACAACAAUACACAAGUAUGGGAAUUAAGAUUCACUAAUGACGCGCAAAGAUAUUUUGUUAAAUCACUCGAUACUUUGGGAGCGAUUAACAUCUGGAAGGAGGAGCUCAGCACCAUGGACAUCAUGGUGGAAGGUCCACGAUCCGCCCAAGUUGCGGGCAUGCUGCACGAAAGGGACAUUCCGUAUUCCAUAGCUAUCGGAGACGUAGAUCCGAUGAUUAAGAGGGAACAGGGGAACAGCUUUAUUAGGAGGAACUCUGCAUUGCGCCGUACAAUGGAUUGGAAGGGCUACCACCGUUUGGACGUGAUAUAUUCCUUUAUGGACGACCUGGCUGCUGGGUAUCCGUAUUUGUGUUCUGUUCAUGUCAUUGGUCACUCAGUUGAAGGUAGGGACCUAAAGAUGUUGAAGAUAUCAAACGGUGAGAGUGGUAACCAGGGCGUGUGGAUAGAUGGAUCGAUUCACCCCCGCGAGUGGAUCAGUACGGCCGUAGUGACUUACCUCGCCAACCACCUAGUGAGGAACUACCAUGAGCUACCAGACUCCGUGACGAAUAAAGAUUGGUACAUACUCCCAGUGUUGAACCCAGACGGUUACGAGUACACGCACACACACGACCGUAUGUGGCGUAAAAACAGAGCACGUUAUGGGGAAUGCGUGGGUGUUGACUUGAAUAGAAAUUUCAGUUACGGUUGGGGUGAAAAGGGCGAGGAAGGCUCAUCGGAGGACCCCGGCAAUAUAUUUUUCAGGGGUCCUCAGCCAUUUUCAGAGCCGGAAACAGCGGCUGUUAAACGUAUAAUACUUGAAUCGGGGAAGAAUUUCAAAGUGUUCCUAUCGUUGCACAGCUAUGGUGAAGUGAUCAUUUUCCCAUGGGGCUAUACGGGAGACCCCUGUCCCGAUUAUGUAGAGCUACUGGAAGGAGGCACUGCCAUGGCCAAGGCUAUCUUCGAGAACAGUAAUCGCACCUACAAAGUCGGCAGCACAAAGGAUCUCAUGUACUACGCAGCUGGAACAAGCGUAGAUUGGAGUUACGCUGUUGCCAGCAUCCCCUAUUCGUACAUGAUCGAACUAAGAGGCAAGAAACACAGGUUUUUACUGCCCAAAGAAGAGAUAGUCUCUACUGCGUUUGAAGUUGUGAGUGGGGUCUUAAGACUUAUGGAUUUUGUGGACAGAAAAUGCAGAAGUUCACACUCGUGCGUGUGUUCUAAAUGAUACAAAUUGAAACAAGUUAGGUCGUUUGGAAGGACAAACCUAGUUCAUCGGUUACCAAAGAAUGUGUUUCUACUGAAAACGAAUUAUGGAAGAAUUGAGGUUUUUGAGUGUCGAAGACAAAAUAAUGCAGUACCCAGUCGUAGUUGGAAGAUAUCUACCACAUAAUGCUAAAUAGGAACAAACCCAGUAAACCGUCAAGACUUUAGCUAAUUACAUGAAAAUUUAAGGAUAGUAGAGAAUUCUUAACACGCUAUUUAUGAUUUGUAUUCUAUUUUUCAUAAUUUA
Messenger RNA from Maniola jurtina (meadow brown), 3011 nucleotides. Its product is annotated as carboxypeptidase D-like. The coding region runs from base 165 to 2726 and encodes 853 amino acids. The transcript is spliced from 15 exons. Gene Ontology annotation, biological process: proteolysis. The record is from RefSeq and is a predicted model, not a curated record. NCBI's taxonomy places the organism in Eukaryota, Metazoa, Arthropoda, Insecta, Lepidoptera, Nymphalidae. Gene Ontology annotation, molecular function: metallocarboxypeptidase activity; zinc ion binding.